UUCAGUUACCGAUGCAGGAAGGUGUGAACUUCAGUCAAAAGCCAGAGCAAUAUCUCUAUCGGAUAAACUGGACACUUCUAUCUACUUCUGUGAUUCCACCAGUGGACGCAGCAUCCACUUUUCAAUUUGUAAGUCCUAUGUUUUCCUUUUUCUGUACUUUUAUAUGUGAACGUUGAUGUGAAGGGCAGCACCGGUGUGACCCAGACAUGGCUGAGGCGCCCCCACCGCAGGUACAGCCUGUCGAUAUUGACCCGGACUUUGAGCCCCUGCCCCGCCCGCGGUCCUGCACCUGGCCCCUGCACCGCCCGGAGCUCGUCGACCCCGCCGGGUCCAACACAUCCUCCCCGGCGCCGUCAGUGCAGCAGGAGCCCGGAGGAAAUGCGGAGUUCAUCAGCAGCCUCGGCUUGUUGGAAGAGAACUAUGAAGAAUACGCAGAGGAUAAAGCACACUGCCAUGUUUUUCACCACCACCACCACCAUCAUCAUCUGCAGCAGCAGCAGCAGCUGCCGGGUCCCCAGCUGCCGCCUCAGCAACAGGUGUCUCCUUCAGGGGUCCCACCCUUGGGCGCCUCCGGUCAGAGGAAGAUCAGCUCGUCCCGUCGCAACGCCUGGGGUAACAUGUCCUACGCUGACCUCAUCACCAAAGCCAUAGACAGUUCACCUGAGAAGAGGCUGACCCUGUCUCAGAUCUACGACUGGAUGGUGAAGAGUGUGCCCUACUUCAAGGACAAGGGAGACAGCAACAGCUCUGCGGGCUGGAAGAACUCCAUCCGACACAACCUGUCGCUGCACAGCCGCUUCGUGCGCAUACAGAAUGAAGGGACGGGGAAAAGCUCCUGGUGGAUGCUGAAUCCUGAAGGAGGAAAGAACGGAAAGUCGCCUCGACGCAGAGCCGUCUCCAUGGACAACAACAAUAAAUUUAUCAAGAGUAAAGGAAGAGCCACAAAGAAAAAGAUGUCUUUGCAGGAAAGCGUGGAGGGGGAAGGAAGCAGCCCAGGCUCCCAGUACUCUAACUGGCUGGGAAGCCCAAAGUCCCACAACAACGAGGACUUUGAAGCCUGGAGCUCUUUCAGAACCCGCACCAGCUCCGACGCCAGCACUCUGAGUGGACGCCGUUCUCCGUUUCCUUCUGAGCAGGAGGAUAUCGUGGAGUCUGACGGACUCAUGCUGUUCCCCGCCACAUCUGGGACCAAGAUAACUUCCAGCCUUCCCAGCCUCUCUGAGGUGUCUGGAUCCAUGGGCCAACACGGCUCAGAAAGGGUCAUGGAGAGUUUGCUGGAUAACCUCCACCUGCUGUCUCCUAAAGCCCCCCAGCACGGCUCAGACUCGCCACGUUCCCCGAACAACGCCGGGCUUCAGAGCGGCUCCUACGGAUCUCCUGGCAUGAUCCAGGACUACAGUAAGUGCAUGUACAGCCAGGUGAGGCUGAACUCUCUGUCGCCUGUUCCCAUGCAGACACUUCCAGAGAACAAGCCUGGAUUUGGAGGUUAUGAGAACCAGUACAUCUGUCCAGCCGGACUCCUCAAAGAGCUACUGACCGCUGAUGCGGGCUCCAGUAGAGACAUAAUGCCUUCCAGUGACAUAAGGGUGUCUGACACUGGAAGGGUAAGUAGUCUCAUGUCCGCUUACAGCAGUCACAAGCAUAUAGCGAGUCAUCCUGGUAUUAAAAUAAUUACCCCUCCUCAGAGUCACCCAGGUCUACAUGUAAACCCACAAUCUAUACAUAGGCAAGGUCCUUCUCCCUCAAGAGACUUGAAUAGUUGCAACAUGAUACCCUUGGCUAGCCUGACUACUGUCUCAGGGCCUCCCCAACGACUAAACAGGCUGAGGACUUGCAUGCAGCCUCCGCAAGGACAUCUAGCACACACUAAUGACUUUUCAGCGAGCUACACCAACAGCUACAAGGAACUGAACUUGGUUCACCCUCACAGCCAUCAUCAGGAGCGGCUACCCAGCGACCUGGACAACAUGCCCAUAGAGAGGUUGGAAUGUGACCUGGAGUCGGUCCUCCAUGACACCCUCAUGGAUGGCGGGGCGCUAGACUUUAAUUUCGACCCUGCAGCUGGAUUUCCCCAAAGAGUGAAGAGCACCUCGCACAGCUGGGUGUCUGGUUAGGAUUCGUAAGUGGAAGAAAAAGAGGAGGAAUUAGUGCCACCUUGGAUGGUAUCAUGCAAGGGAAAUGUGUAAAUAUAGCAAUUGUUCUUCUCUACAUAACAUUAUUAAGAAAAGCAUGCCUCUACUGUAUAAUAUUUAAGACUAAAGCUGUACAAUAAGCAUCCUGUUGUAGAGAUUAAAGCCAUUAUGAAAUGAGAUGCAGAACUGAUAGGAAGACAUUUGCUGCAUAAGCCAAUAAAUAAGACUUUUGUAUAUUUCUUUGUUAAAAUUGAAAACGUAUAUAGUUUUUUUUUUUUUACUUUAACAUACAAAAAGUCUGAAGACUUUUCAUUCUGACCACCACAGUGAGGUUUAGGUCAUUUGCCCAUCAAUAGGAAAUUGAGGGACUUUAUAGCACAAAAGUUAAAAAUCUAAAGUUACAUUAAAACAUAUUACUAAACUCUUGGCAGGCUUUUAUUGAUCAAUAGAUGAUGGUGAAAUUUACCUAUAAAUCUUUAACAGUUAAGGACCCAGAUGUGUGUAGAGUAUAUUUAAGAAGUUUUAGCACAAUGAAAUUUAGGGGAAAUCACCAGAAUACCAAAGUAAUAAAAUUUGAAAAUAACAAAACGAAAGAAAUGAAGUUAAACCGGACACUUUAAGAUCUUUUCUGUACCAGUUAGGAAGAUGUAACCCAACAUCAUUCUGCCCAGACACAAUAUUAAAGUGAAAUAUUUCUGAAUCCAUAAUCUCCUCCCUCCAGCUGCUGUCACACUGUUUCUUAUUUUUCCAUGUUUGCUGAUAUUUAGGCAUUUGGCUCUAAAUGUGAGAAAAUGAUGCAUAUUUCACGGAACAUCAAUCAUCAUAUCCGUGAAGUAUGAACUACUGUUUUGUACAGUGCAGGCGCAUCGGUAUGAAGGAUGUAAAUAUUAGUGUGCUACUGCAUAAGGACAUAUUAUGUUGCCUUUUCUGAGAUUUCACUGUCUUGUUCUUUUUCUUCAGUGCCUGAUAACGCCCUGACCAUCUAGAGAUAAAAGUCUGAUUCACUCUAUGCAGUCCAUAAAUUGUUCCUGAGUGGUCAAAUAAGCAGAAAUACUCAAAAUAAUAAGUCAGAGCCUCCUCUAGUUUGGCAUACCAAAUGGUAAAUCUUCACCAGCGCAGACAGAGCUUCUGCACAUCAUGUCAGGUAACAAUUAGGUAACAUUAUUAUUGGCUCAGUGCUGCAGAAUAUGUAUUUUACACUAGUAGACGCAAAUAAAGUCAAAGGUUUAGCGUUAUUUAAUCAAAGCUAGGUGACGUAAGCCGCUGAAAUGCAAGGCAGCUAUGGAACAGGGCAAGGGAGCAUUAUGAAUGAGGAAGAGGAGUCGGGAGGAGUUGAUGAUUAGCUUAAUGGUUUUAGCUUUUGAAAACAGGAUAAAACAUCAUAAAUCAGGAUAUCUGAAAUUAACCCAGCAUUUGUACAUUUUGAAUGAAGGUAUUUAUUCUUUAUUUCAUAUUUAUAGAUGAUAGAUUCCCCCUUUGUGUUUUACUGGUGUGGAAAUACAUGUGAUUAUGCUGUCUGUGCAAAAGGGUGGAUCGUAUUAGAGUUGCUUUUGUUUUUCAUUUAUAUCAAACUUCUUUCAACAAAUGACGUUACAGAAAAAGAAGAAAUGGCAUAAUGUAUGUAUUAUAUUUUGAAGAAGUUGCAUAUAUUUCAAUCAAUUACAAUUGUUUUUCUCUUAUAUGCAAUUAUGUUUUUUUUUCUCUUA
Messenger RNA from Xiphophorus maculatus (southern platyfish), 3838 nucleotides. Its product is annotated as forkhead box protein O1-A. Bases 207 to 2114 code for a protein of 635 amino acids. Gene Ontology annotation, biological process: regulation of transcription by RNA polymerase II. Gene Ontology annotation, molecular function: RNA polymerase II cis-regulatory region sequence-specific DNA binding; DNA-binding transcription factor activity, RNA polymerase II-specific. Gene Ontology annotation, cellular component: nucleus. The record is from RefSeq and is a predicted model, not a curated record. The transcript has 3 exons. Lineage: Eukaryota; Metazoa; Chordata; Actinopteri; Cyprinodontiformes; Poeciliidae.